Molecule: messenger RNA, 310 nt
Organism: Parathielavia appendiculata
Lineage: Eukaryota; Fungi; Ascomycota; Sordariomycetes; Sordariales; Chaetomiaceae
Exons: 1
Coding region: 146-301 (51 amino acids)
Source: RefSeq, a predicted model, not a curated record
GAACAAAUGGGCACCUGACAGCCAAGGAACGACUAUAACUCAUUAAACUCUUUCAGUUAAUCCCCGUCCGCCUGGCAGUUCAGAACGGAGAUGCAACCUAACUCCACCAAAAGAUCCCCGUCAAUGAUAUCACAGCUUGUUUCAGAUGCUGCAAUUCCGGGGUGCUGCGCCUCAGCUGUGGACUUGGGGUUCUUGCCAAACCGAUGUGACGAAAGUUGAACUGUGGGAUGAAACCCUCAUUUUCGACUCCCUCAACACAAUAACAGCGGCCCUGGUAACUCCGUCUACAGACACCCCAUGAGGACUCAGG